Molecule: messenger RNA, 1982 nt
Organism: Ipomoea nil (Japanese morning glory)
Lineage: Eukaryota; Viridiplantae; Streptophyta; Magnoliopsida; Solanales; Convolvulaceae
Product: suppressor of mec-8 and unc-52 protein homolog 1
Exons: 16
Coding region: 176-1720 (514 amino acids)
Biological process (GO): mRNA splicing, via spliceosome
Cellular component (GO): precatalytic spliceosome
Molecular function (GO): protein binding
Source: RefSeq, a predicted model, not a curated record
AAACGGGAAUCUGAUGUUGGUACUUGGUGCGCCCCAGCUAGAAUACUAACCCGAACCGAAUGCCAAACCCGUAUCGAAGAAUUGAUUACUCUUACUCAGUUAAAAUCUGUUUCGUUGAAGAAGACGAGAGCAAUUUAGGGUUUUAGUGUUAAAGUCGAUUCUCCAUCACUCAACUAUGUCGUCCACCCUUGAAAUAGAAGCUCGAGAUGUAAUUAAGAUAGUUCUUCAAUUCUGCAAAGAAAAUUCUUUGCAUCAAACUUUCCAAACAUUACAAAAUGAGUGCCAGGUUUCUCUCAACACAGUGGAUAGCCUUGAAACUUUUGUUGCUGAUAUUAAUGGUGGGCGAUGGGAUGCAGUAUUACCUCAGGUCUCACAGCUCAAGCUUCCUAGAAAAAUACUCGAGGAUUUGUAUGAGCAGAUUGUUUUAGAAAUGAUAGAACUCCGGGAGAUAGAUACUGCACGUGCUAUUUUGAGGCAAACACAAGUGAUGGGUGUCAUGAAGCAGGAACAACCAGAGAGAUAUCUACGACUUGAGCAUCUAUUAGUUCGGACUUACUUUGACCCGCAUGAGGCUUAUCAAGAUUCAACAAAAGAGAAAAGGCGUGCACAAAUAGGCCAAGCUCUUGCUACAGAGGUUUCUGUUGUCCCUCCUUCACGACUAAUGGCUUUGAUCGGUCAAGCUUUGAAGUGGCAGCAGCAUCAAGGAUUACUUCCACCUGGAACACAAUUUGACUUGUUCCGGGGAACAGCUGCUAUGAAACAAGAUGAAGAGGAUAUGUAUCCCACAACUCUUGGGCACACUAUUAAGUUUGGGAAGAAAAGCCACCCAGAAUGUGCUAGGUUCUCCCCAGAUGGACAAUUCCUUGUUUCCUGCUCUGUUGAUGGAUUUAUUGAGGUAUGGGACCACAUAAGUGGAAAAUUAAAGAAGGAUCUUCAGUAUCAGGCUGAUGAAACAUUUAUGAUGCAUGAUGAUGCUGUGCUUUGUGUUGAUUUUAGCAGAGACUCUGAGAUGCUUGCAUCUGGAUCUCAAGAUGGAAAAAUAAAGGUGUGGCGUAUAAGAACUGGUCAGUGCUUGCGCCGUCUUGAACGGGCACAUUCUCAGGGUGUCACUAGUCUUGUCUUCUCUAGAGAUGGAAGUCAGAUCUUGAGCGCAUCGUUUGACAGCACUGCCAGAAUCCAUGGCCUGAAAUCGGGGAAAUUAUUAAAAGAAUUCCGUGGCCACACAUCUUAUGUGAAUGAUGGUAUUUUUACUAAUGAUGGAUCUCGAGUCAUCACGGCAUCUAGUGAUUGCACAGUGAAGGUUUGGGAUUUGAAGACCACAGACUGUCUACAGACCUUCAAACCUCCACCUCCUUUGAGGGGAGGCGAUGCAUCUGUAAAUUCUGUUCAUCUUUAUCCCAAGAAUACAGAUCAUAUAGUUGUGUGUAACAAGACAUCAUCAAUAUACCUGAUGACCCUUCAAGGGCAGGUUGUGAAAAGUUUCUCAUCUGGUAAGAGAGAAGGCGGUGAUUUUGUGGCAGCCUGUGUAUCGCCCAAAGGAGAAUGGAUAUACUGUGUCGGUGAAGACAGAAACCUGUACUGCUUUAGCUGUCAAUCUGGCAAACUGGAACAUUUGAUGAAGGUGCAUGAGAAGGAUGUGAUUGGUAUCACUCACCAUCCCCAUAUAAAUCUUGUUGCCACUUACGGUGAAGACUGUACCAUGAAAUUAUGGAAGCCGUAGUUGUCCCUCGCGUUGUGAAGUUGUGGAAUGAAAUUCUAUUUCUAAUCCCACCAUUUGCUUCUCGACGACCAUCUUUGAUUAUUGUAGUAUCAAGUUUAUUUUUGUACCAGUGUAUACAACCAUGGACCACCAACCCAGACUUCUACUCAAAAUUGACAAAUCAAUGUACUAGUUCUGAUAGACUAGAUACCUGUUUCUGUAAAUUAAUUCAUGUUAUUGCUACUUUGGUUUUUGAGUAAUAUUACACUUGUUUUCUCUCUCU